Molecule: messenger RNA, 480 nt
Organism: Trichoderma asperellum CBS 433.97
Lineage: Eukaryota; Fungi; Ascomycota; Sordariomycetes; Hypocreales; Hypocreaceae
Source: RefSeq, a predicted model, not a curated record
AUGGCGGGAAGAAAUACUCGUCCUCGCUCCAGCGAGUCGUCUGGUCCUGGCGAUGCUGCUUUGGAGGCGCAAACGCGGAUUCUCAGACUUAAGAAAGAUCGAGAUGAGAAUAUCAAGGCAGCGACAGCCGACUUUGAUGCUGCGCUUGCGGAACUACGAGCAAAGGCCAUUGCUUGGCAAGAAGACUUGCAACGCCAACGUGAAGAGAGGCGGCAAUACUGUUGUACAGAGAUAACCCGGUUGAUGGAUAGAAGAGGGAAUAUCGAAGCUCAGAUGGUGGAACUAGUAACCAACGCACAAAGAAUGGUGGGCGAUUUAGAAGAUAUGAUGCUGGCUGGAUAUGAAGGGAGGGAGAAUGAUGCUGCAACAGCUUUAGAGAAGGUGAUUAUCCAUCAGCAUGGGGCCAUACAUCCACCCAACAGCGGGAGUCGUAUCACAAUCUCAGCACUACCCGAGUUUGCAUCGCGUUUGACAAAGUGA